Molecule: messenger RNA, 904 nt
Organism: Hordeum vulgare subsp. vulgare (domesticated barley)
Lineage: Eukaryota; Viridiplantae; Streptophyta; Magnoliopsida; Poales; Poaceae
Exons: 1
Coding region: 1-630 (209 amino acids)
Source: RefSeq, a predicted model, not a curated record
AUGGGCAAGGACCAUGAAGACGGCGAGCACACAAGGGUCCGGUGUCUGAUAGACGUGGGGCGCUACGUGGUGGCGGCCGUGGUGGCUGCACUCACCGUGGCCGUCAUCGCCGGGGCUGUCGCCGUAUCGGUGCGCUCCGACAAGCUCUACAUCCAGCUCGUCAACGGAACCGUGAGCGGCUCCGUCAACACGUCAGCUUCGCCUACCCAGGUGACUCUGUCGCUCGGCCUCGUCUCGUCCAACCCCAGCGCCCGCGUCGGCAUCAAGUACCAGGGCGUCAAUGUAACCCUCCUCUACCACAACGGCAUGCCCAUAGCUUGGAUUGCCUUGGAUGGCAUAGAGGUGGGGCCACAGCUCGCGCGUGAUUUGUUCGUAACGACGAUCCUUGACGUGCCGGCCGACGUGUCGCCGGAGUUCGCCGCGAUGAUGAAGGAGCGCAACGGGCCACGGAGGGUGGAGAACGCCAUUAUGUACGUGAACGGCACGAUCCACACGCAGAUCUCUGGCCUCAACUACACGCAGGGCGGCAGCCCAACCGAGUACGUCUGUUCCCCGGUGACCAUCGGCGUGGUCUCGCGGGACCUGCAUGCCGGCGAUGUAUCUUGCUACCAGCUGCCAAGCUCUAGAUAGCUAGAUUCUCCACUUUCCUUGCAAGUCCAAGGGGAACAUGUAGUACUACCUUUUAUUUGCAAGUCCAAGGGCUACAUACAAAUGCUUACUUAAAAUUUUUACGUACAAACUGAUGUGUAGGAUUGUGAUUGGUAAUUGGGGGAUGAGGGCCUCACCCCCACUGAAAAUAAGAGGGGGGGAGAAGAAUUAGUUUAGAAGGUUAAGUAAACCUUUGUAAGUUUUUGUAGGUCCAGCGUUAUUGGUGUGUGUUGUAUUCGAGGGCUUUACUUCGCUU